UAGAGGCAUCCCAAGUCCAAGCUCAAGCACAAACUACACCAGUGAAAUCAUUUAUGACACCUCAGGGGCAACAAGUACUGCAGGUCCAAUCGAUGUCACCACAAUUCAUGCAGGGUGGCCAAAUAUUAUCUUCAGGAGCUCCUAAUCUAGCUUAUAGUGUAAUGCAGCCGAUACAAACUGUCACAGUAGACGGCCAAGAAGCAAUUUAUAUUCCCGUCUCAAUGGCCAAUGCAGCUCAGACGAUACAAAUAGGCGGUCAGCAAGCAUUAUUGACACCGGCGGGCCAAAUAAUUAGAACACCGCAAGGCACUGUGCUACCUGCGAAUUUGCUACAAGGAAUGACUGCCCAGACCGUCCAAUUACCGAAUGGCCAAAAUGUUUCGGUACGAUCUCCUAUGCCUCAAGUAGUGCAGUUCGCUAAUGCGAUGGCUGCCCAAACAAUACCGGUACAAGUUCCUGUGAGCACGCCUAACGGGCAAACAGUUUUGCAGACCGUCCAUUUCCCAUUGCAAGCGUUUGCUGGAAUUCCUGGUCUAGUGCAACCGCAGAUGCAAAUAAUACCGCAGUUAGCAGCACAGUCACAAGUGGCAAAUGUCAUUAAUUCAAAUGGACAAAUACAACAAAUACAACUAACGUCUUUGGCUGGCUUGCAAGCUGCACAAGUUCAAGCACAGGCUCAAGCUCAAGCUCAGGCUCAGGCUCAGGCACAGGCACAGGCACAGGCCCAAGCACAGGCUCAAGCACAGGCUCAAGCUCAAGCUAAUCAAUCUCAACAAAGUGUUCUGUCCCAAAUUGCCACGGCGAAUAAUAACGCGGCUAACACAUCCACAUCGUGGAAUAGCACCGCCCCGACUUCAUCAACGCAGACUGUCUCAGCUCCUAGUUCUCUGAACACUUCAAUCACUACAGAUUCACAGACAGCAAAUUUAUUACAAAACCAAAGUCAACCAAUCACUAUAACUGGGCCCAAUGGUCAGCAAUUAACUGUUGUCCCAGGAAAUGGUAUAAAUAUUGGGCAAUUGAGAUCUGGAGCAAAUAUUAUACAGGUGCCCAAUUUAUCCGCUCUGCAAUCAAUACCAGUGCAAAACAUUCCCGGAAUUGGUAAUGUACAAGUCAUACCAGCAAACGCCUUAAGUCUGGGUGCUCAAUCUCAAUUAGGUUUAGCAUCAUUACAAGGGCAACAGAACACACAUUCCAUUGCACACGAAACAAAACCGCAAAUAAUAACUGGACAACAAAUACAACAAGAUCCUAAUGACCCAACAAAAUGGCAAAUAGUCACAACGGCCAGUAAUUCACCACCUAUUUCAAACUCAGGAAAUAUGAACUCGCCAUCACAAAAUAUUGGAGCUACUGAUGACCCUGAUAAUCCCACUCCUAAACCAAGGUUACGAAGGGUUGCUUGUACCUGUCCUAAUUGCAGAGAUGGGGAACGGCAUACUGAUAGAAAACGACAACAUAUAUGCCACAUACAAGGCUGUAAUAAAAUAUAUGGCAAAACUUCACAUCUUAGGGCUCAUCUGCGCUGGCAUACAGGAGAACGACCUUUUGUUUGCUCUUGGCUUUUAUGUGGUAGAAGAUUUACAAGGUCUGAUGAACUACAAAGGCACAGAAGGACUCACACAGGUGAAAAACGAUUCCAAUGUCCUGAAUGCAAUAAAAAGUUCAUGAGGUCUGAUCAUUUAUCAAAACACAUCAAGACUCAUCAGAAGCAAAGAAUAACUGAAGCGGCUACUUGCACACAAUCCAUUACAUCUGAAAGUGCUGAUAGUUCAGAUGAAAAGAUGGUUCUAUUACAAAAUGAGGCCGAUGAACCUGAAAUAAUAAUUGGGACACAGUAGCCCAGGGCCAUAUUAGAAAAUAAUAUUGUAGAUAGCAGUUUUGAAUUAAAUGGACCCAAUUUCAUAAUAGAAUAUGUAAAAAUCGAAGAUGAAAUAUUUGGGGUCAACUAAAUUGUAAAUAAAAAUUUUUAGAUUAUGAUGAAUUGUAUAUAAUUUUACCAUAACUAGUAUAGAAUUAAAAAUUAAUUUAUGACAUAAUUUAUAAGUUUUACUUGAAUUAUUAAAAGCAAAUAAUGAGUUUUAUAUGUAUAGUA
Messenger RNA from Ctenocephalides felis (cat flea), 2095 nucleotides. RefSeq names its product transcription factor Sp4-like. The coding region runs from base 54 to 1841 and encodes 595 amino acids. Gene Ontology annotation, biological process: regulation of transcription by RNA polymerase II. The transcript has 11 exons. Gene Ontology annotation, molecular function: RNA polymerase II cis-regulatory region sequence-specific DNA binding; DNA-binding transcription factor activity, RNA polymerase II-specific. The record is from RefSeq and is a predicted model, not a curated record. NCBI's taxonomy places the organism in Eukaryota, Metazoa, Arthropoda, Insecta, Siphonaptera, Pulicidae.